GGACAAUGUUGUAUGCGAGUAAAAUGGGGUGGAAUAAGACAAAGAUGGCCUUUAUUUUCUCAUUUGGUACCUCUUUCACUCUUUCUUCGUUCCACAGUCCUCCUUGAACCUUUCUUCUCCUCAAACCAUCAAUCAAUCUUCGAGCUACAUCCCAUCACGAUGUGUUCGCUGGCAGCCUCGCAACCCCUCACCCUUGAUGCAACACCAGUAGUUGAUGAGCUCAAGGUCAAGCUCAACGGCUAUCCUAGCGAUCCUCAAACUCUCAAGGCUCCCCUACCGAACCCAUCCUUACAGGUCACGGCAGAUCACAACUUGAAAAGAGUCGAUGCGCCUGUGUAUGCACCCAAGUCUGGCGAGGUUCUUCUUCACAUCAAGGCCACUGGUAUUUGCGGUUCUGAUGUUCAUUUUUGGAAAACAGGAUGUAUAGGUUCCCUUGUAUUUGAUGGUGAUUGUAUCAUUGGACAUGAGGCCGCUGGUGUUGUGAUUCGUGUUGGUGAGGAUGUUACAGAUCUCAAACCUGGCGACCGAGUGGCUGUUGAGCCUGGAGUUCCUUGCGGUCAUUGCUUUCUGUGUAAAGACGGCCGAUACAAUCUCUGUGAAGAUGUACAGUUCUCCGGAGUCUACCCUUAUGCAGGAACUCUGCAGCGAUACAAGGUUCAUCCUGCCAAAUGGCUUCAUAAACUUCCCGAUAGUGUCUCUUUCGCCGAGGGCGCCCUUCUCGAGCCCCUGAGCGUCGUCCUCCACGGCAUAAACUCAGCCCCGAUCACCCUCGGAACGCCUGCUGUGAUCUGUGGUGCUGGUCCUAUUGGCCUUCUUGCUCUCGCUGCCGCGCGAGCUUCUGGAGCCCAUCCCCUCGUCAUCACGGAUGUCGAACCCAAACGACUGGCUUUUGCAAAGGAUUUCGUUCCCACAGCUAUUACGUACCAAGUUGACAUUAGCAAGAGCAACGAGCAGAAUGGUGAGGCUGUGAGGAAGCUGUUCGGUGAGACAGAGUAUGUUCAGCCUAGGGUUGUGUUUGAGUGUACCGGUAUCGAAAGCAGUGUAUGCUCCGCUGCGUAUAUGGUACGUCGUGGGGGUGUUCUCAUGGUUGUCGGUGUUGGCAGGUCGAUUAUGAACAAUCUGCCUUUCAUGCAUUUGUCUCUUGCUGAGAUUCAACUUCGAUUCAUCAACAGAUACAAGGAUACCUGGCCUGCAGGUAUUGCGUGUAUUGAGGGGGGCUUAAUAGAUGCGAAGAAGUUGGUAUCGCAUGUUUUCCCUCUGGAACAGGCUCUUGAGGGAUUGACUUUAUCGGCAGACCCUAAGAAUGGGUGCAUCAAGGUGCAAAUUGUGGAUGAGACCGAGACAACGUAUUUUUAGGAGAUUUAGCGGUAGCCGUUGGGAUCAAAACAAGGUCUUGUCAUGAUGCUCUUUUUUUUUGGUUGGCUUUCGACGUUCACGAUAAAUCCUAUUCAGUGCAGUAUUGUGUCUACAGUUAAUUCAGUGAAUUAACUGCACUUCAAAUAAACCCACUACCUCGUCUUGAUGCAUAAAUAUCUCUUCUGCAAACAUUAAUGCUCUUAAAGUACAAGUUCAAGACUUAUUAUCCUGCGAUUUGGCUUCAGUACCAUACGAAAUUAAG
Molecule: messenger RNA, 1618 nt
Organism: Fusarium odoratissimum NRRL 54006
Lineage: Eukaryota; Fungi; Ascomycota; Sordariomycetes; Hypocreales; Nectriaceae
Product: alcohol dehydrogenase
Exons: 5
Coding region: 13-1356 (447 amino acids)
Biological process (GO): D-sorbitol catabolic process
Molecular function (GO): zinc ion binding; L-iditol 2-dehydrogenase (NAD+) activity
Source: RefSeq, a predicted model, not a curated record